Oncorhynchus nerka (sockeye salmon) is the source of this 3775-nucleotide messenger RNA. RefSeq names its product neuroglobin-1. The transcript is spliced from 5 exons. Lineage: Eukaryota; Metazoa; Chordata; Actinopteri; Salmoniformes; Salmonidae. Gene Ontology annotation, biological process: response to hypoxia; oxygen transport. Gene Ontology annotation, molecular function: oxygen carrier activity; oxygen binding; heme binding. The record is from RefSeq and is a predicted model, not a curated record. The coding region runs from base 632 to 1111 and encodes 159 amino acids.
UGCUCUAGAAAAACGCAGAGCGACUAUGCAGAGUGAAGCUGGUUUGAAUGAGAGUUUGAAACGACACCGAUCUUCAAAUCUGAUGACAAUUGUGAUGACCGAAGUAUUGAGAGUAACAUGGAGAAGAGUGGGGUGAACAAAUCCACAGCGCUGGAGAGAGAGCAUAGCGGGAGAGAGAAAGGGGGAGGGACAGAGACAGCAGUCAGUGUGACAGAUAAGAGCGGCGGAUGACUUGUCUCUCUCUGAAUGCACCGUGAGCAAGAGAGCAAGUAAGUGCACAAGGGUGCCUGCCAAAGCAGCUCUGCACACACACACACACACACACACACACACCACACACACACACACACAGGUAGCUUGUGAGGAGAAAAGAGUCUCACAACCAAGGUAUGCUGGGAUUUGCACACAUCCAACGAUCAUAAGUUCCUCUUUCUAUUGUUUUGGUUUUCCUAUGUUAUGUCUUCCCUCUUGUACUUACACUUAGUUUCCAGGUGGGUCGUCAGAGGUUUCCCAAGCCGAGUCUACAACAGUGUAAUGGGUUGCCCAGACCGGAGGCUUUUCCUCUGAUCCUGCAAAGAGGUUGGCGUAUUCCUGCAACGAGAACUAGUCCUCACAUUGAGCGACCCUGGGCAUGGAGAAGCUGACAGAGAAAGAGAAGGAGCUGAUCCGAGUCAGCUGGGAGAGUCUUGGCAAGAACAAAGUUCCACACGGAGUCAUCAUGUUCUCCAGACUGUUUGAACUAGAGCCUGCACUCCUCAACCUCUUUCACUACAACACAAACUGUGGCACCAUACAAGACUGCCUCUCCAGCCCUGAGUUCCUGGACCAUGUCACAAAGGUAAUGUUGGUGAUCGAUGCAGCAGUCAGUCACCUGGACAACCUCCAUACCUUGGAGGAUUUUCUGCUCAACCUGGGGAAGAAGCACCAGGCAGUCGGGGUUAACACCCAGUCCUUCGCUGUGGUGGGGGAGUCCCUUCUCUACAUGUUGCAGUGCGGUCUGGGUCAGGGGUACACAGCCCCGCUGCGUCAGGCCUGGCUCAACAUGUACACCAUUGUAGUGGCGGCCAUGAGCAGAGGAUGGGCCAAGAACGGAGAACACAAGACUGACUGAAACAUACGCUUGGGGUCUGCUACCAGUUGCUGUCUAAUCACCCUCAUGGUUGCUAUGGAGUAAGGUUGUAUAACUCACAGCAUAAAGGUUUGAUUGCUGUAUAUGGUGAACGAAUGGCGUUAUCACACUUGACACAACAAAUAAUGGUCGAAUCACCUGGUGUUCAGAGUUAACUGUUUUUGCUGUGGAUGUUGUAGCUGCCAGAGUGCUGCUAUAACAUUGUGGGGAUGUUAUGGGUCAACCAGACCCUUGGUCUGCAGUUUGAGUUCCUCAUAUUAGAGGAAGCAUAGGGUUAAAUUAAGGUAAUAACUGAAAUUGCUCUGUAAAUAAUGCCUUGGUGUAUCUACUCAAAUAAUUACAUUGAUUGUGGUGGUUUUUGUGAUGUAUCUUAGUCACACACUUGUCAAACACUGGCUAUAUUGGCUGCAUUACUUGGCUGGAAUGGGCAGCUACAAUAUGGGCCCUCUCCCAAAUCAACCAGUGAUAUAGAAACAUUGAUCACAAAAGUACAGUAUGUCCAAGAUUAUUGUUUAGAGUAUUUAUCAUGAUUCUAUAUUUAUAUCUUUGAGUUAGGCUAGGGACCUGAUAAUGGCACAUACUAAUGCUCUCCUUUCUUUGUGUGUGUCCAUGACCUGGAGUGUAACAAUCCUUAGAGGUGAACUUGAUUCUUAAAGCCAUUGGUAUUAUUAACAAACACAUUACUUUUGAUGAUGCUCAAUAGAAAAUGACAAGAACUGUUCAUGUAUUCUAAAGCUUUUCUAUGUGAUCUCUAUGACUGUUAGGGUGUCCAUGUGCACCUUUGUCUGAAAUGUGUAUGUGGCACUCUCCUCUCCUCUGACAGUAGAGGUUGUAAAUCUCACGUUGCCAUAUGCGUAUUACCAUAAUAUUUCAAUAGGCUUCAACUGACUGUUACUUAUUCUAAAAUAAAUGCUUAUUCUCCUCUCGAGUUCUAGCUAAUUGAUGUAAUGGAACUCAACAGUAGAUUAUUUGCUUGAGGGUCUUUGGGCUUGACUUAGUUUAGGCUCAUUCAGUUUUCACUAAUUGUAAAUGUAAAGUGGUGUUGAACCACAUACUGUAUCUAUAUAUUGUAAAUACUGCUAUCAUAUGUUGUAAACAGGCCAGAAAUAUAGUAGUAAUCUAUUUAGGCUUUUUGGACCCAAUAGGUCAUUGACAAUUAGGGCGGCAGGGUAGCCUAGUGGUUAGAGCGUUGGACUAAUAACCGAAAAGUUGCAAGUUCAAAUCCCGAGCUGACAAGGUACAAAUCUGUCGUUCUGCCCCUGAACAGGCAGUUAACCCACUGUUCCUAGGCCGUCAUUGAAAAGAAGAGUUUGUUCUUAACUUGCCUAGUUAAAUAAAGGUAAAAAAACAAAGCCAGGAUUUAUUCAGACAUUUUUUCUUCCCUAUUUAGCUCAUAGUUAAUAGCUUGGAGUAUCUUUCUGUGGACAACCGUAAAGCAUUUAUUGAUAAACAAAUUUCACUACAUCCAACCUGAAAUAGUAAGCAAUGAUAGUUAGAGAUGACAGAGAUGAUAGUUAGAGAUGACAGAGAUGAUAGUUAGAGAUGUGUAUGUCCUUUUUACUGCUAUGAACACAUUUACCUAUAUGCUUCUAUACAGUGUGUAUCAUUCGUUAUUUUCCUGUACAUUGAAAGUCACAAUGCCAAGUUAGCUAUAAUACACCAAGUAUUUGAUAAUAACACUACACUACUAUAUCUCCAAUCUGCUGAUAUGUGGUGAAUAUUGCUUCAGUCUGAGAUUACUUUUAUACAAUGUAUUUUUGUAUUUUCCAGUGUUUUACGUAUGUGAAUGACUAUAUGCCAUUGCAAACACAGUUUUUCCAAACUGUUACGUUAACCACAACAUUUAUGUCAAAUCCAUGUUUUCUUCAGCACAUGGCUGUUAAACAUUUUAAGUAUUGAUGAGUGAGCUUUUAUCCUUAAGUCAUGAUAAAUGUAAGAGAGACAUUUCUCCUCAAUCAGUAUAACUGCCAUAUUAUCAAUGUGUGAUCCCUACAAGGAUGUCUGUUGGCAUUGAAAACACAACCAUUUCAUUACCAUGUCUAAAGGAGAUCUCACUUUAUCUUUACUUUCAAUCACCUGUGAGCUUUAUUUCCAGGCCAUGGCAGCACUACUAAUUCAGAUGUGUUCCUCUCUCCCACUUUCCAACUAGCAUAAUGAGUUUCCCUUACCAGAUGAACCCUUCUCCUGAAUCAAAAAGCAUCAAUAGAGAAUCUACAUUGAACAUGCUUUUUAGUUCAAGAAUAAGCUUCAUCUGAGUCUAGGAAACCAGACCUAUGAGUUGAACACAUUUUUUAAUAUGUCUAUACAUGGCAUUAGGCAGAUUGCUGUGUGUAUUGUCUCGAUUUCAAAGAUCUGAGAGUAGGCCUGUUUUGUGUGUGUGUGUGUGAAUUGCAUUGGUACAUUUAAAUAACAUGAUAUUCUGUUUAUGAGUGUCUCAAUGUCUACCUCGUCAACUCAGCUGCGAACAGCAAUGAUUUCAACUAUCCUUUAACCAAAAACACGUGACACUUAAUGCAAAUACAUACUCCCUCAACCAAACAGCUCGUAAAAAUGGACCCCAUCCUAUACUUAUGUAAUGUGUUGUGUGCUUACUCAAUUAAUAGUAAAUAAAGGUGAUCUUUUGUGGACAUACUACUGAAAAACGGA